This is a messenger RNA of Hyaloscypha bicolor E, 3360 nucleotides long. RefSeq lists its product as uncharacterized. Bases 1 to 3360 code for a protein of 1119 amino acids. Gene Ontology annotation, biological process: mRNA stabilization; positive regulation of translation. NCBI's taxonomy places the organism in Eukaryota, Fungi, Ascomycota, Leotiomycetes, Helotiales, Hyaloscyphaceae. Gene Ontology annotation, molecular function: RNA cap binding. Gene Ontology annotation, cellular component: cytoplasmic stress granule; cytosol. The transcript has 3 exons. The record is from RefSeq and is a predicted model, not a curated record.
AUGAGUUCUACCUCAUCAAAGCCGAUGGGGGAGGGCGCUCCUCCUCCACCACCCGCCUUCUCAUACGCGCAAGCCGCAAAGGGUCGCCCAGCUUCGAUGCCGGCCUCAACAAUACAAUCGAGUCAGGCGUACACCUCUGGCAUUAGCACACCAGCCAGAGACUCAACUUCGGUUGCUCACACGCCAUCGGGAGGUUCUGAGAGAGGCGACCGAAGCGUGAAUGGAAGCCAUGAUGUAGCGAGUAAGGUGGAUGUUUCUGGGGAAAGCACGAUCUCUGACUCGAAAGCAACAAAGCCCAAGUCCUCGCCAGCUUCGCCGAGCUUUGAUACAGCUUCGAUAUCGACAUUACCGAAAGAGGAUAGGGAUGAUGAUUUUGUGUUAGUUGGUAGUACCUCUUCGGAGUCGAUGCGAGAUCGACAUUCUCAAGGUGGCGCAUCUGCAGUAGAAAAGACUGUCGAGGGUGCAGAAGGUCGAAAGGGCAAGAAGAGCAAGAAACAAAAGAACGCCGAGAAAGAGACCGAAAAGGAGAAGGAGAAGGAAAGAGAAGAAGUAAAGCCGGAGAUUCUUGUUCCGGCUCCUUUACCUGCCGUGAACUUUUGGCAACAACGGAAGGAAGAACUGGCCAAGGCAAAACCUAGCCCAGGGUUUGCUCAGAGUUCCCAGUCAUUUGGAGAGUCCUCCGUCUUGAAUGAUACAACAUCAGCAGCAUCUACCAAGCCUGGAGAUUCCAAGAAGCGAGGCAAACCUUUGAAUACCGAUGAUGGAGACAAGAACGCGGGGGCGAAGGAUCCGAAUGCGGCGAGAGGCCAAAAGAAAGGCGGAGAAGGUACGGGCAAAGCCAAGGAAGAUCAGCCAAACAAGAGGGCUGGCCCUCGAGGGAGUAGGACAGGUGAGAAAGAGGAGAAAUCUCUGGCCAAUCAAUUUCCCCCACCAGUAGAAGAUGCCACAUCAUGGCCAACUCCCGAAACCGCAUUGGAGGAAGAGAAGCGUAAAGUUCAGGAGAAGUUGGAGAAGGAAGAAAAGGACGACAAUGCAUCAAGCAAGCCACGACCGAAAGAGAAAUGGGUCCCUGUUCCAUACAUCCCGACAGUUACAUUCAACACCCCUCUGCCAACAAGAGGCGGAAGAGGUCGUGGUGGAGCUCGCGGUGGUCGAACAGAAGGGGGACGUCCCAGCCAUGCAAACGGCAGCGCUGUGGGAGAAAAGGGACAGACCACAAAUUCUACUGGUAAUCCGUCCACCGAACCCGAGACCCGCUCAAGUCGAGACGGUCCUAGAGCAGCAUCGCUCCCUCCGAAUUCAAAGAGAAGCAACGAAUCUGCUACACGUGAUCAACGCAAGCCAUCUACCGCACAAUCAAUGGAGAAAUCAAGGAGUGAUCGCGGUUACGAUAGUAAUCAGGAUCAGCAACGAGGUGAAUAUCCCACAGAAUUCAAGCCAGACCAGAUGCAGAACAAUUUUCAUGAGAGUCAGUCGCUGCUAGGUAACGACGGUCGAAAGAGCGAUUUGAAUCCGAGAGGAUCUGAUCAGUUAAAGGAGGGUACCGUGUACAACAGAGAAAAUAGCUCGCAGUCCCGUGAGAGAAACGAUGUUCGCUCAGAUCGUGGCCGAGGAGGUUUCCGCGGACGGGGAAACCACACCAAUUACCCAAACGGCCAACCGCAUCCUCAACACAUCUUCACCAAUGGGCACCCAUCCCAACCUCUGAACGGGUAUCCCAUUCGACAAAGCUCAGGCCCGUAUAGUCCACCACUCCAACCACCGCCAUUCAGCAACCAGUACGCGCCGCCUCCUUCGAGAGGUGGACGCGGUGGCUCUCGAUCACAGUCGAUACCUAAUAACUCUAUGUAUGGUCGAUUUCCUCCGAACGGCGGCCCGCUCCCGCAACACAUGGGACCUAUUCAAACAUCGCAACCCGUCUUCGACUAUCCACCUCCGCAGUCCAUGACUGCUGUACCGUACACCUCUUAUAUCGAUUACCCUUCUUUGAUUGCAAUGGUCACAAUGCAGAUCGAGUACUACUUUUCCAUUGAUAACCUGUGCAAAGACGUCUAUCUUCGGAAACACAUGGAUUCUCAAGGAUUUGUCUUCCUCAAUUUCAUUGCUGGCUUUAAGCGGAUCCAAUCACUCACUCAAGAGUUUGAGACUUUGCGCUUCGCCUGCCAGGAAUCGGAGAUUGUUGAUUUUGUCAGGGGCGACGAUGGAUUUGAUCGUCUACGGAGAAAGGAGGGAUGGGAGAAGUGGGUCCUAGCGAUGGAUGAGAGAGAUGACUCUGUCAGAAACGCUGGUCCUGCAUACAUCCAACGUCCGCAGCUUGUUCAGAGACCUCAACAAAUGAGCAUGUUUAUGCCCGGCCACCAUUCAAUGUCCCCACCAGCGUUCUCGCCCAACGGCACAGAGUCAAGUUUUCGACCUUUCAGCAACGGCACACCCAUCGCCCCUGUUACAAACAGCAAUGGUGCAAGCUACCACCCGGAGACCCCACUCUCAGCUGCCGUACCAGACUUUGCUCCUGGAUUGCUUCCCCUGAAUGGUCAGCUAGAUCCGUUGGAGGCAGAGAUUACAUUCCAUGACGAUGAAGCCACGCAUUUGACCGUCGUCUUCACUCCCCAACGAAGCCAUGAGGAGUCAAAGGUCAAAACUCCGUUUCACAAUGCGUCUUCUAGAACCUUUUCCAACGGCUCAAUUGAUGGAAGAUCGAUUUCCGAGGGGCUUCACGACAACCCGCGCCAAGGUCGACCUCUGACCAACGGAUCAAGGGCAACAGAAACUUCCCCCGAGGAUCUUCGUCGUUCAAGAAGUCCCUUUACGCCACUUUCGCCAACAAAUCCAACCACCAGCAAUGGACCCCCAGUCAUGUGGGUUAAAGGUCAGAGACAGCCAGCUCCUGUUUCCGAACAGAAUUCUGAAGAAUUGUACACCACGUUUCAUUCAAGAGCUUUGAGGAACCGGGAGGCCUCGAAUGUGGGUGAGACGCACCCUGAUAUGAAGCUUCUUUACGAAUUCUGGUCCCAUUUCCUAUGUAGGAACUUCAACUUAACCAUGUAUACCGAAUUUCGAAGAUAUGCAUAUGAGGAUGUACGGGACAACGACAUGACGGGAAUGAAGAGUCUCAUAUCGUACUACGACGAGAUCCUUAACAGCAAGAAAAAGGUUAUUCCGGAGACCUUGGCACGACAUUAUGUUGAGCUGGUAAAGAACGAGGAGCCUGGCACUCGACCGGCUUUUGAAAAACUUCGAGCGGCCUGGAGAAAUGGUGCUCUUGACAUGAAGAGCAGGAAGAAGAUCGACAAUUUCGUUGAUCCAAAGUUGAGAGAGGAAUUGGAACGGGCACCACACCAAAAGUCCGAUCUCGCAUGA